This is a messenger RNA of Halichondria panicea, 927 nucleotides long. RefSeq lists its product as uncharacterized. NCBI's taxonomy places the organism in Eukaryota, Metazoa, Porifera, Demospongiae, Suberitida, Halichondriidae. Bases 37 to 876 code for a protein of 279 amino acids. The record is from RefSeq and is a predicted model, not a curated record. The transcript is spliced from 5 exons.
UUCGGGCCAGACGUUUUUAUUUUUUAUUUAUGCGGUAUGGCCCGCAAGACUAUAGCCAGAGCUGACACACCCCCUCCCUUCACAAAGCUAAGCAUGGCUGCUGCUGCAAGUGGUCUAUUUGAGAGCUGUGAUCUACAGCUUUGGAGGGCCUCCUACAACUGCUACCACUCCAUCAUCGAAGAGAUAUCUGCACAGAAGGAGAAAAAGAGCUCAAAGCCAAAGAAACACACUCUGCUUGAACUGGACACAUGGUAUCAAGAUGAGCUCCCUGAUGUGGUGUCCUCCAGGGAGGAGCCUCACUUGAAACACGAAGAGCUUUGCAAACUGAUGGCUUGGAAACUCACGCGUGGCAAGUUUCGGCCUCGUUUAACAGAAUUGAUCAGAGAGAACAGUCCGGAGAGUGUGGAGAGGGUGACCAGGAAGGGGUUUUCCCUACUCCCCAAUUUGAAGGGAGCGGUGGAGACCCUGUGUCAGCUGAGGGGAGUGGGACCAGCCACUGCUUCAGCCCUGUUGUGUGCUGCUGCCCCAGACAAUGCUCCCUUUAUGGCGGACGAGGCUGUGAUGGCUGUACCAGGACUGGGCAAACUCGACUACACACUCAAACACUAUCUCUCCUACACCGAGGCAGUGGGAGAUAAAGCCAAAGAACUCAACACAAUAUGUGCUACAGUGUCCCCUAAUGGUGCUACAGUGUCCCCUAAUGGCCCAGACAAGACCCACUGGACAGCCCAUGAUGUGGAACUGGCUUUGUGGGCGCAUCACUUGGCACAGAAACUAAAGCCUGAAAUCCUCGAUUUAACUAUUAGCUCAUGUAGAAAGAGAAUAAGUAGUUGUGAACAUCUUUCUGUCAAUAAGAAGUCUAAACCAAACUCCUAAAAUUAUUUGUCAUAAUUGUAUAUAUCUUCACUAUUAAAAUCUUCACUAUUA